UUAUCAGGAUCAAUUGGAUGGUCUGACUAGAGGUCGUGAAUAUGUGGAUAAAGUAUUGUAUGAAUACGUGAAUAGUAUUCAACACUUAAUGCCAAACAUCGCGACCAAUGCUAUACUCAAUACAAACCGAGAGCUCUAUAACAGAGAGUGUUAUCGAAAAAUGGUCGACACUUUCAAUGAGAAGUGUUUCAAUUUGUCAAAAAUGAUUGGGAAAGUGCUGUCAAACAACUGGACAGCCAUUGCCCUCAACAUAUCGGCCGUCAAUUUGACCGCGAAUUUGAAU
This is a messenger RNA of Oppiella nova, 283 nucleotides long. The record is from the annotation of a GenBank genome assembly. Lineage: Eukaryota; Metazoa; Arthropoda; Arachnida; Sarcoptiformes; Oppiidae.